AUGUCCGGCGAGUCACAUGGAUUGAUAUGUGUUUUCUCUUCAACAGUCAAACAGACAGCAUGGACUCACUGCUGCAGGACUCACUGCUGCAGGACUCACUGCUGCAGGACUCACUGCUGCAGGACUCACUGCUGCAGGACUCACUGCUGCAGGACUCACUGCUGCAGGACUCACUGCUGCAGGACUCACUGCUGCAGGUCUCACUGCUGCAGGUCUCACUGCUGCAGGUCUCACUGCUGCAGGACUCACUGUUGCUGCAGGACUCACUGUUGCUGCAGGACUCACUGUUGCUGCAGGACUCACUGCUGCAGGACUCACUGUUGCUGCAGGUCUCACUGCUGCAGGACUCACUGCUGCUGCAGGACUCACUGUUGCAGGACUCACUGCUGCAGGACUCACUGCUGCAGGUCUCACUGCUGUAGGACUCACUGUUGCAGGACUCACUGUUGCAGGACUCACUACUGCAGGACUCACUGUUGCAGGACUCACUACUGCAGGACUCACUGUUGCAGGACUCACUGCUACAGGACUCACUGCUGCAGGACUCACUGUUGCAGGACUCACUGUUGCAGGACUCACUGUUGCAGGACUCACUGCUACAGGACUCACUGUUGCAGGACUCACUGCUACAGGACUCACUGUUGCAGGACUCACUGCUGCAGGACUCACUGUUGCAGGACUCACUGCUACAGGACUCACUACUGCAGGUCUCACUGUUGCAGGACUCACUGUUGCAUGUUCACAAAGCCAAAAAGGAGAAGAAUAAAAACAACUUCCAAAGCUAAAUGUGUAAAAUAAUACCCAGAAACCUCACGUUGCUAAAUACAGGGUCUUAGCUUUAGCCUCUGGUAUAUGUUGUUGUUGUUGUUGUUGUUAUUAUUGUUGUUGUGUUAAAUUGUGAUGUGUUUUCUGGUACUGGAGACAGUACAGGAAGAAUGAACUGGGCAUUCAAACAACACCAACAAAAAAACAGGUCACAUGACUAACAGAAAAACAGGUCACAUGACUAACAGAAAAACAGGUCACAUGACUAACAGAAAAACAGGCCACAUGACUAACAGAAAAACAGGCCACAUGACUAACAGAAAAACAGGCCACAUGACUAACAGAAAAACAGGUCACAUGACUAACAGAAAAACAG
Oncorhynchus tshawytscha (Chinook salmon) is the source of this 1141-nucleotide messenger RNA. Its product is annotated as keratin-associated protein 4-4-like. The transcript has a single exon. Lineage: Eukaryota; Metazoa; Chordata; Actinopteri; Salmoniformes; Salmonidae. Bases 1 to 798 code for a protein of 265 amino acids. The record is from RefSeq and is a predicted model, not a curated record. Gene Ontology annotation, cellular component: keratin filament.